Molecule: messenger RNA, 659 nt
Organism: Zonotrichia albicollis (white-throated sparrow)
Lineage: Eukaryota; Metazoa; Chordata; Aves; Passeriformes; Passerellidae
Gene: PDPN
Product: podoplanin
Biological process (GO): signal transduction; cell adhesion; cell migration
Cellular component (GO): basolateral plasma membrane; lamellipodium; apical plasma membrane
Source: RefSeq, a predicted model, not a curated record
GCUCAUUGAGGACCACCUUGGGCUGCUCCCAUCCCUUGGCUAAAGAAAACAACUCUGACUGCUCUCCGUUUUCUUUAACUGCUCAGUUGUCAUCCGAGAAAACCUCCCCUCCUCACGUUACAGCAGCUGAAGGAAUAUUUGGAAUACCAAAGUAUUUUUUCGCAGUGAUUUCUUUUUAUCAUCGUGAUUCUCCAACAACCCAAAGUUGGAUCCGUCUGGUCUCAGGAUUGGAAAGCGACUCUCUGAGCAGAUCCAACAUGUUUCUAAAAGUUCCGUUCUUCAUCCUCCUCCUGGGGAGCCUGCCUUUUGUAGCCCUUGCUCAAGAAGCAAGUUCAGUUCUAGAAGGAGAAGAAAGUGCAACAAGUGAUUUCAGAGACAGAAACGACACAGAAUUUGAAGAAGUACCAACAAUUUUUGGAGACCUGAAGACCACAGAAAGUAGCUUCAUCCAGGAUGGAGAAAUUGAAAAUGUUACUGCUUAUGAAGUUAACACAGAAAGUGUUGAUGGUGAACGGAGUGGGGAAACAGAGAAAACUGAUGAAGGUGGUCUGGGAACAAUUGCACUGCUUGGAAUAAUUAUUGGCAUCAUUGUUGCAGUUGGAAUCCUUGCAGGAAUAAUAAUUGCAGUUGUGAGGAAGAUGUCAGGCAGGUACUCGUAA